Messenger RNA from Eupeodes corollae, 1380 nucleotides. RefSeq lists its product as uncharacterized. Lineage: Eukaryota; Metazoa; Arthropoda; Insecta; Diptera; Syrphidae. The transcript has 3 exons. Gene Ontology annotation, biological process: DNA integration. The record is from RefSeq and is a predicted model, not a curated record. Gene Ontology annotation, molecular function: nucleic acid binding. Bases 1 to 1380 code for a protein of 459 amino acids.
AUGGAACCAGUCGAUAACGCCGAUUGGGGAACACCGAUUGUGCCAGUGAUGAAACCAAAUGAUUUCAAAUAUCCAUUGCCCCGUAUCGAGGAGAUUUUCGCUUCGCUGCAGGGUGGACAGUUGUUCAGUAAAUUGGAUCUAUCGAAUGCGUACAAUCAGUUAGAAUUAGACCAUGAAUCCCAAAACCUUUGUACUCUUAGUACACAUUUAGGCUUAUUUAGAGUAAAGCGAUUAGCUUUUGGCAUAAAUCCAGCGGGGGCUAUCUUCCAAAAAACCAUUGAAACAUUGUUACGUGGUAUAGUCAAAACCAAGGCAUUAGCCCGUUCAUUCAUUUGGUGGCCGAAUAUCGAUAGAGGCAUUGAAGAUUUAAUUAAAUCAUGUCAUGCAUGCAGAUUACAACAGCCCAGUCCAGAAAAAAGUGCAUUGAUUCCAUGGAACGCAGCGGAUCAUGCAUGGUCAAGAAUUCACAUUGAUUAUGCAGGUCCAAUUCACGGAAAUUAUUUGCUAAUAAUUGUUGAUUCUUUUUCAAAAUGGAUUGAGGUGUUUAAAACAAAAACGAUUACAUCGGCAUGCACUAUCAAUUUUCUGAGAGAAACAUUUUGUAGAUACGGUUUACCCGAUAUAAUUGUCAGUGACAACGGAAGGCAAUUUACGUCAAAUGAAUUCGCGGAAUUUAUUAAAAAUAAUCAUAUCAAACAUAUUUUUACUGCACCUGGCCAUCCGGCUACAAAUGGCCAAGCAGAAAAUUCCGUAAAAACAGUAAAAAAGUCACUCUUAGCCAACUUGGACAAAAAACCAAUCGAUUUCGAUUAUUUUUUGAAUAUAUUUCUAUUCGAUUACCGCAUUAGUGUGCAUUGCACCACGGGAGUUUCUCCAUCACAAGUCAUGUUAAACCGAACAUUAAAAUCACGUUUUACAUUGUUGAAACCACCUUUGGUAAAGGAAAUCAUUGUUGAAGCCCAAAAGAAAAAUAUAUCGAAUUUUCGAGGUAAAAGAGAAGAAGCAUUUGAGAUUGGUGAUAAAGUAUACAUUCGUGACUAUACCAAUCCCAACAAGCCAAGCUGGACACCAGCGAAAAUUAAAGAAAAAUUUGGUCCUCGAAAUUAUGGUUGCGUAAUUACUCAAAACGGGAGAGAAAUAAAAAGGCAUUUGAAUCAAAUUCGUGAAAUAAGCACAAGUCAAGAUGUUACACCUGAAUUGAGUACAGCGGCCAUCAAACAGGAGACUCAGCAAACACGAGAACAUACGAAUUUAAGGAGAAGUACUCCCGAUACAAUAGAUGUUCACGCAGUGCCAUCGAAAGGGGAAGAGGUAGUUAAACCAGUCAACGAUGCACUUUAUUCGAACGACGACGCACGAUUUAAACGAAAAAGUUAUUGA